UAACUUCACAGUUAUUGUUAUUAUUCCAACCUAAAAAUAAUUAACAGAAAGUGCUCUUUUCUUUUUGUGAAAAAAUGUGAAUAAACCAUUGAAAAAUGGUUUACCUAAGUGUCCAAUUAUUUAAAAAAAUCAAAAAACCCUUAAGAAACUACCUGAAACAAGGCUUCAGAGAUUCCCUACGUAUUUUCGUUUCCGGUGGAGCAGGAGGCCACGGACUUCCAAAAUUUGGCGGUAUAGGUGGCAAAGGUGGCGACGUCCUAGUGGAAGCCAAAGAAGGCCUGACACUCGAACACGUUUUCAAAACAAACAAAACCAAAAGGUACGCGGCACCAGCUGGAAAAAGUGCCUCGGCUAAUUUUAUAUUGGGUCCGCCCGGCGAAGAUUUGGUUUUCCAAGUACCAGUCGGAGUUAGUUUAGUCACAGAAUGGGGAAAAAAAUUAGGCGAAAUUAACCAAGAUGGGCAAAAAUUAGUAAUAGCUAAAGGGGGUACAGGUGGACAUGCAAAAAAUGGCUUUUUAGGUACCAGAGGUCAAGCCUAUUCAGUUACACUUGACUUGAAAUUGAUCGCCGAUGUAGGUUUGGUAGGGUUUCCUAAUGCAGGCAAAAGCACGUUUUUGGGAGCAGUGUCACAAGCUAGACCAAAAGUUGCCAGUUAUCCUUUUACAACUGUUAAACCUCACUUGGGUAUAAUAGCCUAUGACGAUUUAAGACAAAUAUCUGUAGCAGAUUUGCCAGGCUUAAUUGAAGGUGCUUACGCUAAUAGAGGAAUGGGGCAUGAAUUUUUAAAGCACAUAGAAAGAACUAAACUACUACUAAUGAUUGUUGAUAUUAAUGGUUUUCAAUUGAGUCACGAGUAUCCUCAUAGAAGUUGCUUAGAAACUAUUAUGCUACUCACCAAGGAACUAGAAUUAUACAAUGAGGACUUAUUAAAAAAGCCUUCAAUAUUGUUGGUGAAUAAAAUGGACACAACUGAUGCUGAUAAAAAAUAUGUGGAAGUUAAAAAGCAGCUUAAGAAUUUUGAAGAGUUUAUGGCCAAAUAUGAUGAAAAUACUAGGCCCACAAAUAUGUUAUAUUUCUCAGAUAUAAUUGCAAUGUCUGCAAGGGAGAGUGAAGAGGAUAUCAAAAAAGUCAAACACAGAUUGAGGACUUUGCUCGAUGUGAUGAGUGAACUAGAAAAUAAGAAUGAAGGUGAAGAUGUUUAUGGUGAUAUGAAGAAAUCUAUGACAGAGAAAGGACCAGUUUUAGUUUAGGAAAAAUUUUAUUUUCUUUUUAUACAAAAUAAGUUUAAGAAAUACUUGAUUUCAAGCUAUACCACUCACUCUGAGGUUUAUUCAGUUGAGAUAGCUUAACCCAUUUACAGCUAAUAUUUUCUUUGGCUACCUCUUCUACAAGUCUUGUACCUAGAGGGCAUGAUUUUUGUAUGUCAAUGUUAUCAAAGUCUUUAUAAAUCCCUAGGUUUGCGUUCCAUCUGAAAUUAUAUACAAUUUUUUUUUAAAUAAAUUAUUUUUGGUUUGAUUUAAUGGUAUCUAUAAGGAAACCUUGCAUAUUAUUUAAGGAAAUAGAUUGCUGUAUGAAAGUUGGAGAUAACAAUGCUUAAACUUUCUUCAGAAGUUAGUCAUUUUCCUUCAAGUUCCGAAGUUUUUUUUUUUCUGUUCAUUCUGACAAUCAAAUCUCGGUUAGUAUACAGGGUGUCCGGUAAGUAUAUGGCACACUCUCGGGAGCAUAUAGUAGGGGUCAAAAUAACCCUACUUUGUUCUAAAAAAAAAUUCCUAAAGUGCCCCUUAACAGAGAUACAGAGCCCCAAAAGAGUACUUGGCGAUACACAUUUUUGGCUCUAACUUUUGAACCGAUUUGUAUAAUUUAAUGAAGUUUUGAUAUUUUAUGUUGGCCAUAAAGACUCAUAAAAUCGUCCUACAGCAGAUGUUUCACAUAGACUGGGAAGUCAGGAACGGACUUGCCACCAUAUUCAUUGUGCCAAAUUUUUGACAGGAGUCAUUUUACACAGCUGAAAACUGAUUUUUUAAAUACUUUGGUCAUUUCUCUUCAAAAAAGGUGCUCUACAUUUGUUUCGAUUAAAUAAACCGUUUCCGAAAAAAAAAGGUUUUUGUAUACGCAUCUUCAAUCAUUUCCCUUAGAAAUUUAUUUGAUGAUUAAGUUGAUUCUAGAUUAAGAAAAACAGGUAAAAGUUGACUUAUAAAAAGUACCUUUUUAUGGCAAAAAGUGUCGUUUUCAGGUACUUUUUAUAAGUCAACUUCUAUCUGUUUUUUCUUAAUCUGGUAUCGACUUGAUUAUUAAAUAAAUUUCGAAGAUAAAUGAUUGAAGGUGUUAUACAAAAACCUAAUUUUUUCGGAAACGGCUGAUUUAAUCGAAACAAAUGUAGAGUACCUUUUUUGAAGAAAAAUGACCAAAGUAUUUAAAAAAUCAGUUUUCAGCUGUGUAAAAUGACUCCUGUCAAAAUGAAUAUGGUGGCAAAUCCGUUCCUGACUUCCCAGAGUAUGUGAAACAUCUGCAGUAGGAUGAUUUUAUGAGUCUUUAUAGCCAACAUAAAAUAUCAAAACUUCAUUAAAUUAUACAAGUCGGUUCAAAAGUUAGAGCCAAAAAUGUGUAUCGGCAAGUACUCUUUUGGGGCUCUGUAUCUCCGUUAAGGGGCACUUUAGGAAUUUUUUUUUAGAACAAAGUAAAGUCUGUUUUUUUUUUAAAGAUAAUUCCCCAAGUCAAAAAUUUAGUAACUAUGUUGGCAGCACAAGCCUUUUCUAAAAUCUGUUUUUUUUUUAAAGAUAAAAGUCAAAAUGACAAUAUGUUGGCAAUGCAAUGUAAAAUUGUCAAUGCUUUCAAAUUUUUCAUGUAGAAAAGGCUUGUGUUGCCAACAUAGUUACUAAAUUUUUGACUUGGGGAAUUAUCUUUAAAAAAAAAACAGACUUUACAUAAAAAAUUUGAAAGCAUUGAGAAUUUUACAUUGUAUUGCCAACACAAUGUCAUUUUGACUAUUAUCUUUAAAAAAAAAACACAUUUUAGGGUUAUUUUGACAAGUUUUAACCCCUACUAUACGCUCCUGAGAGUAUGCCAUAUACUUACCGGACACCCUGUAUAAGUAUAUACCUUUCAACUCCAUUCCAAGCAAUCAUAAUUCCAUUAUCUGUGCAUAAUUUUGGAGGUGGCCUAACUAGUCUAUACCCCAAUUCACUACAAACAAUUUCAAGUCCUUCAGCUAUGAAAUUGUUACAACCUACUCCUCCAGAAACUACCUAGAAAAAUAUUUAGCAAGAAUUUUCUCCAGAAAUAAUUAUACCUACCAAAGUUUGCUUAUCUGUAGGUAUAAGUUGUUUUCUGGCAGCAUAUUCGAUGGCUCGUUGCAGUCUGUGGCAUAAAUGCCUAGUGAUAACUAAGAGAAAUCCUGCACAUAAAUUAUUAACAUCUGGAAUAACUUCAUCUGGGGCUAAAUCUAUAAAUAAUGUAAUUAUUUUUCAAUUAAAAAUUAUAUAUUAAAUUGUACCUUUAAAUAUUUCCUCUUUUAUAAUAUACCUUGUACAAAUAUUUUUAAUACCAGCAAAACUAAAUGUGCAAUCCUUAUAGGCGCUCAUUGGAGGUUUAAACUCAAACUGCAAAGGAUUGGUUGCCUUAGAUGCAGCUAAUUCAAUAGCUUGCCCACCAGAAAGUGUAGCAUAUUCUGGUAAGUUUU
This is a messenger RNA of Ceutorhynchus assimilis (cabbage seed weevil), 3679 nucleotides long. Lineage: Eukaryota; Metazoa; Arthropoda; Insecta; Coleoptera; Curculionidae. The record is from the annotation of a GenBank genome assembly.